AUGAAGGCAGCAAGAGUCAAUGUCCUCCUCUUUUUAACCGAGUACUUCUUUCUGCAUAAAGGUAUACUGACAGAUGUCGGUCAGUGCUUUAUGAUGAUGAGCACAUACGACAAGUCUGCGUACUUGCUUGUCGGUGUAAUUGGCUUGGGCACGCCCUGUCGUGACGCUGGGCACAGGUACAUAAUCAAAACUCUGGAGCAGUACGUUUCCGGGGACUACUGUUUGGUCUACUUCCACUGGGGCCUUACCAGUCGAAACAAACCCAGCUUCUCCUGGAUGAUUAAGGCAUAUGACGAAAAGGUCAGUAUGAGAGGGCUAGCAGCCUCGAACAUUCCGGACGACGCGUCUGUCAUGUUUGAGCCUGAAACCGACGAAGAGGACCGUCUUCCACAACAGCAAUUUGGAGUUUCCCUACAAUACAUCAAGGAAAAUAACGGUGGUCGCCCAAUCCCGAUUGUGGUGGAAGACACCCUCACCUAUCUACGGGAUUACGGUAAUGUUGUUGUUGUUGUUUUGCGCGCACCUUUAUCCUUGAUACCCUCCGACUUGCAGUUCUCUGACAGCUAUAAAGAUUCCCUCCCCUUCCCGUUUUUGCUUUGA
Dibothriocephalus latus is the source of this 600-nucleotide messenger RNA. The record is from the annotation of a GenBank genome assembly. NCBI's taxonomy places the organism in Eukaryota, Metazoa, Platyhelminthes, Cestoda, Diphyllobothriidea, Diphyllobothriidae.